AGGAGUGAAUGAGAAAAUACAGGGGAAGAUGGUCACACUCAACAGUUCUUGCGACGGACUGGAAACAGCUCUAAAAACAAUUGCUGGAAAGCUCUCCAGCAAAGUCAGGCUGAGCAAGGGCUCCAGGGGCAGAGCCAAAGUCAGAGGAAGCUCCACCAAUUUCCUGGUGUUGGAUGGAGAAACCCAUGCUGUUGAGACAGUCCGACAGCACCUGCAAGAGAGAGUAGAACAAGCUGAGCAGGCACAGGAGGAGCUGAGUAUAUACUUGUUUGGCAGAGGAGCAGAGAGCAAGACAGGAGAGCAAUCAACAAGUUCUAGUGAACAGAGGAAACACCAUUGAUGAGGUAUGCACCUAAACUUAGCAAAAACAGCAAGUGCACAACAUGUAUGUACACGUACUUAUGUAACAGGUUCGUGAACGGCAGAGACGGCGGA
This is a messenger RNA of Geodia barretti, 435 nucleotides long. NCBI's taxonomy places the organism in Eukaryota, Metazoa, Porifera, Demospongiae, Tetractinellida, Geodiidae. The record is from the annotation of a GenBank genome assembly.